Carica papaya (papaya) is the source of this 1184-nucleotide messenger RNA. RefSeq names its product dof zinc finger protein DOF5.7-like. Gene Ontology annotation, molecular function: DNA binding; DNA-binding transcription factor activity. The record is from RefSeq and is a predicted model, not a curated record. Lineage: Eukaryota; Viridiplantae; Streptophyta; Magnoliopsida; Brassicales; Caricaceae. Gene Ontology annotation, biological process: regulation of DNA-templated transcription.
AUGUCCUCGGAUCAUCUGGGUGCAAAACCAGUCACCAAAGAUCACGAUAGCCAGAGCUCCGGCAACCGGAAGAGUACAGCUGCAUCAGGGAGGCCGCAAGAGCAAACCCUAAGGUGUCCGAGAUGCGACUCGCCUAACACCAAGUUCUGCUACUACAACAACUACAGCCUUACGCAGCCGAGACAUUUCUGCAAGACUUGCAGGCGCUACUGGACCAAAGGCGGAGCUCUCCGCAACGUCCCCAUCGGCGGUGGUUGCCGCAAAAACAAGAAGAUCAAGUCUUCAUCAUCUUCGUCUUCAAGGCUUUCUGGUGACUCGGGCGGUUCGUCUUUGGAGAUUGGUGGGUUCAAGUUCUUUCAUGGUCUCGCUCCAGCCAUGGACUUUCAGCUUCCGAGGCUAAACCCUUCGCCAACUGGUUUCUAUAACCAGUUUUCUUCUUUCGGAUUGGAUAGUACCUGUACUUCUUCUUUCAGCCUCGAUCAUCACCAUCAAGCUGGAAGCUCUGGUAACAAUAACAGUUCUUUGUUGGGCUUCAAUUAUCCCCUCUCUUCGGUCGCCACUACCAGCGGUGCAAUUCAUGAUUUGGGUUCAGGAGGGUCGGUGAAUGUCAGCAGCAACCUGGCAUCUUCAAUUGAGUCUUUGAGUUCACUAAACCAAGACUUACACUGGAAAUUGCAGCAGCAAAGAUUAGCGAUGCUUUUCGGGGAAGAAAACCAGAAGGAGAACGACAACGUUUCAUCAGUCCCUCUGGAGAAGCCACAGCCCAUUUUGUUUCACAACCUGGAGAAUUCAAGAAAAGAAAGUGUAAAUUCCGAGACUGCAACCGAGUGGUUCUUUGGGAAUUCUUAUGCUCCUACUCCUACCAACAGCACAGCCAACGAUACCACAAACAACUGGAACGGAGUUCAAGCAUGGAAUGACUUGCAUCAGUACAGUUCUUUACCCUAGUGGAGAAUUCGUAUAACUUACCUGCAGAACAGUAAGAUGUAGAAGAUAUUAGGGUAAAAGUAGCAUACAUAUGGUGGUAUAUUAUCCAACCCAUUUUAGGUAUAUGUUUGUUCUUUAUUUUCAUUUGCUGCUAAAUGCAAAAUGUAGAAGUUGGGGAAAGGAUCAGAUCAAAUAGGGUAUGUUUCUUUGUUUUUCGAUAUUUUUGUUUUUUAGUAAGAUGUUGGAGGAGAAUCUCU